Uranotaenia lowii is the source of this 771-nucleotide messenger RNA. RefSeq names its product jerky protein homolog-like. Gene Ontology annotation, molecular function: DNA binding. The record is from RefSeq and is a predicted model, not a curated record. Bases 1 to 771 code for a protein of 256 amino acids. Gene Ontology annotation, cellular component: nucleus. Lineage: Eukaryota; Metazoa; Arthropoda; Insecta; Diptera; Culicidae. The transcript is spliced from 3 exons.
AUGAGGGAUUGUUACAGAAGAUCGUGGAGCAGAUCGAACAGCGUCAACUUCGAAUGGCUUUCACCGUUAAACAAACGGAAAACUUUCAAAAGGGCUAAAUAUCCUCUACUUGACGAAGCUCUUUACAUUUGGUUUCUUCAAAAACGUGAAUGUCACAUCCCAGUUAGCCAGGAUUUAUUGACGGCUCAGGCAACGAAACUGUACCUUAAGCUGUACAACGAUGAGCAGUUCAAAGGGAGCCGAGGAUGCAUCGUCAAUUUCAUCAAGCGACACAACAUCAGGUUUCUCCAAAUCACAGGAGAGAAACUUUCCAACAAUGCUGCAACCGUUGACACGUACAUUGAACACUCUAGAUCCUUAGUUCGGCACCUAUCGUGUCAAAUUUUCAACGCCGACGAGAGCGGACUUUACUUCAAGUGUAUCACUUCGUCAACUUUUGUCAGCGUGAACGAAUCAUCAGCUCCAGGAAGAAAAGGGAAUAAGGAGCGUGUGACGUUCAUGUCUUGCGCAAAUGCUGACGGUUCGUACAAACUUCCACUUAUGCUGAUUGGAAAGUCAAAACGACCAAGAGCACUGGAGAACGUCCGUGAGCUGCCCUUAUACUAUGCUUCUUCCAAAAAUGCCUGGAUGACCCGACAGUUAUUUAAGGAUUGGUUUUUCAAUGAGUUUGUCCCCAAAGUCACAGCAUUUUUGGAAGGUGCUAACCUGCCGUUAACGGCCCGCUUAGUUUUUGGACAACUGUUCCGCACAUUGCAGCACCGACCAGCUUAG